AUGGCCGCAAUAGGAGUACACUUUGGAUACACAUGUGCCUGUGUUGCAGUAUUUAAGGAUGGGCGAGCGGACGUAGUGGCCAAUGAUGCAGGAGACAGAGUUACUCCAGCAGUCGUGGCGUUUAGGGACACUGAGCAGAUUGUAGGCAUUGCUGCGAAACAGGGCAGAAUACGAAAUGCUGCCAACACUGUAGUGAAAGUGAAGCAGAUUCUGGGCAGACGCUUUGAUGAUCCAGAGGCCCAGGCACACAAAACAGAGAGCAAAUGCAUGGUUGUCAACAAAGGUGACAUGCCCAGGUAUGAGAUUGACACUGGAGACGCUACCAAGUAUGUGUCACCUGAAGAAGUAGCUACACUAGUCUUCCAUAAAAUGAAAGAGACCGCCCAGUCAGCUUUAGGGUCUGAUGUAAAAGACGCCGUCAUCACCGUGCCUUUUGAGUUUGGAGAGAUGCAGAAAAACGCCCUGAGGCAUGCAGCAGAAUGUGCAGGGUUUAAUGUUCUCAGGCUGAUCCACGAACCCUCAGCGGCUCUGCUUGCCUAUGGCAUUGGUCAGGACACGCCCUCUGGGAAGAGUCACGUGUUAGUGUACAAACUUGGGGGAACAUCACUCAGUGUCACUGUCCUGGAGGUGAACAGCGGAAUGUACCGGGUUCUUGCUACACACACUGACCACAGCAACGGUGGAGAGAAUUUUACACAUGCUCUGGCACAGCAUCUUGCUGCUGAGUUCAAAAAAUCCUUUAAACACGACGUGACAGGAAACCCCAGAGCAAUGAUGAAGCUGAUGAACAGUGCAGACCUGGCCAAACACACACUCUCCACAUUGGGUAGUGCCAACUGUUUUGUGGACUCCCUCUAUGAUGGGAUGGACUUUGAGUGUAACGUCUCCAGGGCUCGCUUUGAGCUAAUAUGCUCCUCCCUCUUCAGUAAGAGCAUCCAGCCAAUCAAAAGCCUCCUGGACCAAGUCAACCUCUCGACUACAGACGUCAACAAGGUGGUGCUUUCUGGCGGCUCGGCCCGUAUUCCAAAGCUGCAGCAGAUGAUCCGGGAUCUGUUCCCUGACGUGGAGCUGCUCAAUUCCAUCCCUCCUGAUGAGGUCAUCCCGGUUGGAGCUGCCCUGGAGGCUGGCAUUCUGGUGGGCAGAGAAACCCUGGCACUGGAUGAGGACUCAAUUACUGUGGAGUGCUGUGCCAAUGACAUCCUGGUCAAGGAGGUUGAUGAUUCUGGGGCAGAUGUGUUCACUGUUCUGUUUCCAUCCGGUACACCACUCCCUGCCCGCCGCCAACACACUUUGCAUGGUCCUGGCAGCCUGGCAUCAGUGUGCCUGGAGCUAUACCAGGAAAAGCAACGCCUGGCACUGAACUCAAACUGCAUAUUCUGUCCUCCACAGAUUGUUCUCCGAGACCUGGAGCCCAAAGAAGAGAACCAUGAUAUUGUUACUGUGGUUACUAUGAAAAGGGAUGGUUCACUACAUGUUACCUGCACGGAGCAGGGGAGUGGCAGGUCGGAAGCCGUUACCAUAGCAGCAGCGGCGGCAGCAUCUUAGAUAACCUGAGUAAUAGUUGCUUACCAUGGUGAUUUUUAUCUUGUAACCCCCAACAACUGUGGUCUUUUGGACUUGGGGCCAUUCCGGCUCCUAGACUA
This is a messenger RNA of Chanos chanos (milkfish), 1643 nucleotides long. RefSeq names its product heat shock protein 14 (gene hspa14). Gene Ontology annotation, molecular function: ATP-dependent protein folding chaperone; ATP binding. The record is from RefSeq and is a predicted model, not a curated record. The coding region runs from base 1 to 1545 and encodes 514 amino acids. The transcript has 14 exons. NCBI's taxonomy places the organism in Eukaryota, Metazoa, Chordata, Actinopteri, Gonorynchiformes, Chanidae.